Agrilus planipennis (emerald ash borer) is the source of this 1614-nucleotide messenger RNA. It is a transcript of the gene Wdr92, whose product is annotated as WD repeat-containing protein 92. The coding region runs from base 523 to 1596 and encodes 357 amino acids. Lineage: Eukaryota; Metazoa; Arthropoda; Insecta; Coleoptera; Buprestidae. The record is from RefSeq and is a predicted model, not a curated record. Gene Ontology annotation, molecular function: ubiquitin binding. The transcript has 5 exons.
CUAGUAACUGAGACAUCCUUGAUAUUUAACACCUUUUUUACUAAACAAUUAUCUAAUCAAUUGUUACAUCUUGGAUAACCUUCGACUUUUAUUUUUAACAGAGUGCAACACAUACCCAAUUGUUAUAAAUAAUUGCUACUGUAAACAACAAGUUGUUAAUCAACUAUUUAUUUAAAAUACAAUUAUCCCAGGUUAUAGGUUAAGUUGCAAGGUCCAUUGUGAUGAUAAGAAUAAUGAGUAGGAUUCUAUCUUUAGUGGGUUUCAUAAUUGCAGUAGUUAUUCACCAGAGGCCUCUGAAAGGAUGUAGAUCGUAAUUGAUUUUUAUUUCGAAUGCCGCGCCGGGAAUUACAAAGCAUCUAAAAGAUGUUGAUCCCAAAAUAUAAUCAACAUAUCCCAUUUUUUUUUGUCAUUCAAAUUAAACUGUUUAAUUCAAUGUAUUGAAAGAAAAUGUAUAAACGAUUAACUGUAAUAAAAUUGAUUAAAUACUCUGUCGUUUCUACGGAAACCAUUUAAACAAUCAAAAUGGAUAAUCUUUUAAAGCCGCAGAUAAUUUGUCAUUUAGAAGAAACCGUGAAAUAUUGUAUAAAUGAUGUAAAAUGGAUUCCCUCUUCUGCAAAAUUUGUUGUGAUGGGGGGAAAAUCAAAUGGUGCAGGAAUUAUCGAAGUGUAUUCACUAGGUAACAAAGGCGUUGAAAAAAUAAGCGAGAUUGAGAAGAAAGAGCAUUUUAAGUGUGGCACUUUUGAUGCUUCUAAUCUAAGAGACCGAUUUUUAGCCACAGGUGAUCUUGCCGGAAGAUUGCAAGUUUGGGAUUUGGAGGAAUGUCUUGUACCUAUUUACAAAACGACUAAACAUACUGGAGUAAUAAAUUCUAUUGAUGGUAUUGCUGGUGUUCAAACUGGUUGCGGAGCACCGGAAAUUGUGACUGGAUCCAGAGACGGAUUGGUAAUGGUAUGGGACGUUCGUCAAAAGGACGAUCCCGUUGCAACUUUUCGGCCAGUUGAUGGAACCAUGACGAGAGACUGUUGGUCAGUGGCUUUCGGACACAGUUUCAACUCUGAGGAAAGGAUUAUUUGCGCCGGUUAUGAUAACGGUGAUAUUAAGAUGUACGAUUUAAGGAAUAUGUCAGUAAGAUGGUCCAAAUGCAUUAAAAACGGAGUAGUUUCUCUACAAUUCGACAGAAAGGACAUACCAAUGAACAAAGUUGUGGCUACAACUUUGGAAUCAAAAAUUUACUGUUAUGAUGUCCGGGUUCAACAUCCUCGCAGGGGAUUCCCCUGUGUAACAGAGAAAGCCCAUGAGUCCACAGUAUGGACUGUUAAACAUUUACCACAAAACAGGGAAGUUUUUAUGACAACUGGAGGUGCAGGGACCGUUUGUCUCUGGAAGUAUAAUUACCCUGACAAAAGAGUUGAAAAAGAUGGAGAUGGCAUUGAAUAUGGAGUUCCUGGUGAAUUAAGCCUUAUUCAGAACAACACAAUCUCUUCACAGCCAAUUACUUCAUUUGAUUGGUGCCCAGAAAAGACGGGUCUUGCUGUUUGUUCUUCAUUUGAUCAAACAUUCAGAGUUAUUAUAGUUACAAAACUGAAAUCUUACUGAUACAAUAAAGAACAUCAU